GAGCGAGAGAGCAUCAGCUGGGCUGGAUGUGAAUGUGAGAGAGAGCGAGAGCGAGAGUCCCAGUCUCUCUCAUUCAUUCAUUUGGACUUUCAUCAGUUUUCUCUGUGCUCCAGAAAAGCUGCAUUCAUGAAUCCGUUUGAUUAGCGACAUUUUUUCUUUCUCCCUCUCGUUCGGUCUCCUUCAGAUGAAACCAGAAUGGACCAUGAUCGAGGGAUGGGCAAUAGUCGCUACCGCUAUGAAGAGGAGGAAGAUCAGCAGUCUAUUUAUAUCGGCGUGCCGGUGCCGCGGGGAUACCGGCGUAAGCGCAGGCGGAGGCGUUCCUCCAUGUCCAGCCGGGACGCGACCGACGUGGAGCGAGGUUUACGCCACGACCACCACCGACACGAGCACUACGACUGUGACGACAGGGACCGCUACGAGCUGGAGACCGGAAGCCUCAACCAGCCGGACCACGGCCUUCCACCUGAAAUCAGCAGAACCAUGUCCCCAGCGGCGGAGCGACUGCGGUAUAUUUUAGGUGACGAUGAAGACGCCAUGCCCACGCCCACCCUCUUUACAGAGAUGGACACACUCCAGCAUGAAGGGGAGGAGCUGGAGUGGAGAGAAUCAGCCAGGUGGGUGAAGUUUGAGGAGAAGGUGGAGGAGGGCGGAGAGCGCUGGAGCAAGCCCCACGUCUCCACCCUGUCCCUGCACAGCCUGUUCGAGCUGAGGACCUGCCUGCAGACCGGCGUGGUGCUGCUGGACCUGGAGGGCUACUCACUCCCACAGAUAGUAGAUGACAUCAUCGAGCGUCAGAUCGAGGAGGGCAUGAUUGGUCCAGAGCUGAGGGAUAAGAUCAGCUUCGUGUUGCUGAGGAAACACCGGCACCAGACCAAGAAACCCAUCCACCGCUCGCUGGCCGACAUGGGCAAGGGCAGCUCCGCCCCCCCUCGGAGUCCCUCUCGCAGUCCUGCAGCAGCUUCUGCCUUUAACCGCUCUACAGAGGACCUGCGCAGUAAACAGGGCGGCAGCUACGGGCGACUGCGUCACGCCCAAAGCAGAAGUAUGAACGACAUUGCAGACACACCGAGCACAGACCAGUUGAAGAACAAGUUUAUGAAGAAGAUUCCGAGAGACGCUGAGGCCUCUAACGUGCUGGUGGGGGAGGUGGACUUCCUGCACAAACCCUUCGUAGCCUUUGUACGCCUUGCCCAGGCCACCACACUGGGAGGCCUGACUGAGGUCCCAGUGCCCACCAGAUUCUUAUUUGUGCUGCUGGGUCCCCCUGGCAAAACCAAGUCCUACAACGAGAUCGGCCGGGCCAUUGCUACGCUUAUGGUGGAUGAUCUGUUUAGUGACGUAGCUUACAAGGCCAGAGAUCGGGAAGACCUCAUUGCGGGCAUCGACGAGUUCCUGGAUGAGGUAAUCGUACUUCCGCCGGGAGAAUGGGACCCCAAAAUUCGAAUCGAGCCCCCCAAGAAAGUGCCCUCCGCAGACAAAAGGAAGUCGGUCUUCUCUCUGAAUGAGCUGGGUCAGAUGAACGGCUCUGUGGGUGGAGGCGGUGGCGUGAGCGAUGAUGAGGAGAUGCCGGUGCCCCAUGAACUUGGAGAGGAGCUGGCAUAUACCAGCAGGUUUUGUGGAGGCCUGUUUUUAGACAUCAAGCGAAAGCUGCCCUGGUACCCCAGUGACUUUUACGAGGGCUUCCACAUCCAGUCCAUCUCGGCCGUGCUCUUCAUCUACCUGGGCUGCAUCACCAACGCCAUCACCUUCGGGGGGCUCCUGGGGGAUGCCACAGACAAUUACCAGGGAGUGAUGGAGAGUUUCCUGGGAACAGCGCUGGCGGGGACGGUCUUCUGCCUGUUCAGUGGACAGCCCCUCAUCAUCCUCAGCUCCACCGGGCCCAUCCUCAUCUUUGAGAAGCUUCUGUAUGAAUUCAGCAAGAGCAACAGCAUCGACUACAUGGAGCUGCGGCUGUGGAUCGGCAUGCACUCGUGCGCGCAGUGCCUGUUACUGGUGGCCACGGACGCCAGCUACAUCAUAAAGUACAUGACCCGCUUCACAGAGGAGGGCUUCUCCAGCCUCAUCUCCUUCAUCUUCAUCUCAGACGCCAUCAAGAAAAUGGUGGGCUCCUUCAAGUACUAUCCCAUCAACACGGACUUCAAACCCGACUACGUCACCGCCUACAAGUGUGAAUGCAUCGCCCCCGACCCAAUUCCAGUGCCGGAUAACACUUCUGCUCUCUUUGGUAUGAAUAUAACAGCUCUGGACUGGACGCAGCUCAGUAAGAAAGAGUGUGUGAAGUACGGCGGCUCUCUGGUGGGGAAGUCCUGUAAAUUCGUGCCUGAUCUGGCCCUCAUGUCCUUCAUCCUGUUCUUCGGCACUUACUCCAUGACCGUCUCGCUGAAGAAGUUCAAGUUCAGCCGCUACUUUCCUACAAAGCUGCGGAAGCUCAUCAGCGACUUCUCCAUUUUCAUGUCCAUCAUGACGUUCGUGGGUCUGGACAUGCUGAUUGGCCUGAAAACACCCAAACUCAUUGUUCCCACUGAGUUUAAGCCCACCCGUCCGGACCGGGGCUGGAUUGUGAUGCCGUUUGGGAAGAACCCGUGGUGGGUGUAUCUAGCCAGCUCCGUCCCUGCUCUCCUCGUCACCAUCCUCAUCUUCAUGGACCAGCAGAUCAGCGCUGUCAUCGUCAACAGGAAGGAGAACAAGCUAAAGAAAGGGUGUGGUUAUCACCUGGACCUGUUCUGGGUGGGGAUCCUGAUGGCCACCUGCUCCUUCAUGGGGCUUCCGUGGUACGUAGCGGCUACGGUCAUCUCCAUCGCCCACAUCGACUCCCUGAAGAUGGAGAGCGAGUCCAGUGCUCCGGGAGAGCAGCCCCAGUUCCUGGGUGUGAGGGAACAGCGGAUAACAGGGAUCCUGGUGUUCGUGCUGACCGGAGUCUCCAUCUUCCUGGCCCCCAUCCUGCAGUUUAUUCCCAUGCCUGUGCUGUACGGUGUGUUUCUCUACAUGGGCGUGGCAUCUCUCAGUGGGAUCCAGUUCUGGGACAGGAUCAAGUUGUUCAUGAUGCCAGCAAAGCACCAGCCCGACCUCACGUACCUGCGACACGUGCCACUCCGGAGGGUCCACCUCUUUACUCUCCUGCAGAUUAUCUGCCUUGCUGUCCUCUGGACCCUCAAGUCCACCUUCCUCGCCAUCAUCUUCCCUGUCAUGAUUCUGGGCCUGAUGCUGGUCCGGAAGAUGCUGGACAUGGUCUUCUCCCAGCACGACCUGGCCUGGCUCGAUGACCUCCUGCCCGAGAAAGAGAAAAAGAAGAAAGACGACGAGAAGAAGAACAGCAGCAGCAGCAGCAGCAGCAAGAAGGACAAGAAGAAGGGCAGAGUGGGAGACGACAGUGAGGAAGAUGAGAAGUACCACCCGUACUCGAACUGCUCGGUGGGCGAGACGGACCUGGACCGCAGCAUCACCCUGCACCUGAAGAUCUCGUGUCCAUCAUCUCCGGCGAUGACCGUCGCCCGAGGCAUGUCCUGCCCGGUCCCGCAGGUCAAGAUCGAGAUGGAGUCGGACUACGAGGACACGGACAUGGACCACCGGGACCGGCACCGCGACAUGAGCAGCGAGACGACUCUCUAGAGACGCAGUGGACGCUAAGUGAAGUGGACGAUGGACGCUGCAAAUGCACAACAUUACAGUUCACUUUGCGUCAAUGAACCACCGUAUCUGAACUCACGUUGAAGUGGCGAAGAACCGGCAAAGAAUUCUCAUUGGACAGAAGACUGCUGGAUCGCCGAGUACAGAACCUCGUACAGAACCUCGUACAGAACCUCGUACCUUUGUGCACUUGCUAGCUCCAGAUUUUGUCUUUAGGCCCCAACUCAAACCAGCAAAACUACGAAACUCGAAUUUGAUGAAGAAUGAUACAAGCAAAAAAGAGAAACGAGGAUGAAGCACUAUUUUCUUACUUUAAAUCAAAGUAUAUUUUAGGUAAUGUAUUUAUAUUGAUGUGCAUGUAGAGGCUAUAUUGUGUGAAACCAAGGACAAUUUCCCCCUGUGGCUCCACCUACCCACUUAACUCCGCCUUUCCUAGUUGAACCUAGUUAAAAAUCCAAUGCAGUUGAAUGAGGGGAAAAGAAACAACCAAAAACACAAAGAAAAAAAAGUACCUUUGAAAUGUCUCUUCAGUCCUACACUACUUGAAUCUACUCUUUGGAUGGUGAUGACUGUUUGAUUUGAUUGCUUACUGUGUGCUUGUGGCUUGUGACUGUGACAUAAUGUGGUGUAUGAGGUGUUAGUGUGUGUUUAAACACCUCAGUGUCACUACCGGACUAAGAAUGUGUUCAAAACCUCCAGCAGCACUGCUGUAUCUGAUCCUCUGAUCCUUGAGCAGCUCAACACACACUAACACCUCAUACACCACCACCAUACUAAUCACUGCAUUGCUGAGAAUAAUGAUCCACCACCCAAAUAAUAAUAAUAAUUAAAAAAAAUAAUUAAAAAAGGAAAUAAUAAUAAUAAUAGCUGCACUCUGAUGGUCAAUCCUGACCAUUAAGGAGGAUAUUGCAGCCACCAAGUGGGAAAAUUAAAUCAUAUAGAGCAGGGGUGUCCAAACUACGGCCUGCGGGCCAUUUCCUUUUUUGGAGCGGCCCGCGAGGUAUUUUAGAAAUAGAAUGAAAGUUGGCCCGCUGUUAAGCAGGUUUUUAUAAUGUGAGAUUCAAAGUUUGAACGCUAGGUGUCAGAAACGGGCCAAAGAGUCGGAGAGGGUGCGCAUUUCUAGCGCAGAAAAACGGGACAAAGAGUCUAAAAGCAGAGAGAGUGCGCAUUUCUAGCGCAGAAAAACGGGACAAAGAGUCUAAAAGCAGAGAGAGUGCGCAUUUCUAGCGCAGGAAAACGGGCCAAAGAGUCUAAAAGCGGAGAGAGUGCGCAUUUCUAGCGCAGAAAAACGGGGCAAAGAGUCUAAAAGCGGAGAGAGUGCGCAUUUGUAGCGCAGAAAAACGGGGCAAAGAGUCUAAAAGCGGAGAGGGUGCGCAUUUCUAGCACAGAAAAACGGGCCAAAGAGUCUAAAAGUUGCCAUAAUUAAGGAGUUUUAUAUUAAGAGACAUCAUGAAAUUAAACAUCAUUUUGAAAAAUCUUAGUUUACACAACACUGUCAAAGAUAAAGAUAGUAAGUAAAAUGGUGUGUAAAUGAAAUAAUCAGGAAAAUGUAUUAUUUAAAGUGGUAUAUUUUAAUGAUUUGUUUUAUUACAGAGUCUGUGGCCCGUGACUUCAAAUAUAUUUCUUCUUCUGGCCCCCAACAAAAAAAGUUUGGACACCCCUGAUAUAGAGUUAUAGCAGUGAAUUCUGUCACUUACGCUGUGUGCCCAGCUAACAACUUUUGGUUCUUAGAAUGUUUAAUCUGUCAAUCAAGUUUUCUGGAUAAUCUUAGACAGUUUUUAUUUAAUUUAUUUUUUAACUUGUGGUAACAUCACUUAAAUGUCACUUGUCAGUUUUAGUUAUGGGAAUUAGCAUUAGCAUUAGCAUGGUGUCAGAUGCCCUUUGGUAAUUCAUGGCAAUUCAAUCAAUCAUACUGAGAUACUGAUUUGAGGAAAGUUAUUAAAGUCAUUGACCAUUUCUCUAAAUUUGAGACUAAGUAGAUAAAAGUUUUAAGGUUUAAUUAAGUGGAUUUUAAAAUAGCAACAUGUACAAAAAAACUGCUGUCGAAAUUGACGUGUACAAACAUGAAGGAUAAAAAUGCAUGUUCUACUGUUUAACAACCUAAAAUAUCCAUACUACAUUUUCCCCCUGUGUUAGAUUUGUGCCCUGCUACACCUUUUCCCUACCAAAAGUUUGGACACACCAAAUGUACCUUUGAAUGUACCUUUUUCCACAGUCUUAUACUCUUUAACAUCAUGGUGCUUCAAAGAGUUUGUUGAUAAAACUUCAGAUUGUCCACCAAUGUGCACCUACAGUAUUUUUCGGAGUUUGGAGCACUUAAAAUCCUUUCAUUUUCCCAAAAAUCAUCAGGGCACCUUAUGUAUGAAUUCUACCAGUCAGGUAUUAAGGAGCAGUAAAGCCACUCUGCUGCAGUACAGCGUUAUAAGCAUUAGCAUUAGCAUUAGCUGCAAACAAGCUAUAUGGGACAAACCGCUAGCUGAUAGCGCCCUGGGUUACUGGAACACUCAGGGCUCCUCAUUGUAGCGCUAUUGAGCAGCAUUUACAUCCCACUAGCGCUGCAGUUAGCGGCUAAUGCUAAUCCUGCUGCACACAGCCUUAGUGCUGGAGAAACUUUACUGAAACUCGCCCUCAGACAAUAUAUUGGAAAUCUAAGCUUACUGUAAAUAAACAGAGGCACUUUACUCACCCAAAUAAACAGGAGUUUUUUUAGGAGAUAAAUCUUUGUAGAUUAACACCCAGUACUUGUUUGACUUAAAAAAAAAAUGUAUUUUUAAGAAUUACAGUUUUGUUUGUUUCCCCAUUAGAAGUGAAACAUGGUGACACCCGUGCUCACUUCAAUGUAGGCAUCUUUACUAGUGUCACUUAAUGCGCCUUAUAAUUCGGUGCACCUUUAUAGUCCAAAAAUUAGUGUAAUUCUGGUACUUUCAGUGCAUUUUCACCAACAAAAAUAGAUUCCGAAACUAAAACUGGCGGAAAUGUGGGUUCGAUUCACUUAAAAAGCAACUUAUAUUUAUUAUAAGUCUGAACUUAUUAUAAGUCUAUAAGUUCCAGAACCAGUUCCAGUUCCAAAAUUGGUAAAAAAGGGCUACAUGAGUAAUGCCAUCCAAGAAACAUGUGUAGCUCCAGUCUUAGCUAUUUUUAUUACCAUUUUACCCCAUUUUCUACCCAAUUUGGAAGACCAGUUACCCAAUUCUCAUUUAUAUGAGCUCCUCCUUUCACUCCUAACAGUUAGACUCCGCCUCUUUUUCAACUGGCACCAAUCAGUGCAGCUUCACUGGGAAACCAACACACCAAAUCCCAGCUCUGAUACAUCGACCCACCCAAAGAGAGAGAGCAUGGCUCUUAAUUGUGCUCUCUCUGACUCUGGCUGCUGAGGGUGAAGCAUUAUGAGCCAAAAAUGACCCAAAAAUGGUCCAAAAUGGUCCAAAUUCUUAAUAUAUCAAACAAAAAAAGAUAUAUAUUUUAUGGCACAACUCAACAAAUCCAUGCACCUUGAUGAUGGAUCUAAAGGCAGAUUUUAUUUUGUCUAAGAGUGAAUUUUUUUUUAAUAAUACCAAUGUAUGUGUAUGAAUUUGUUUAAAUAUUAUUUUAACCCCUGCCCCAACAAUCAGUAUUACUUCAUAAAGAAUUCUAGUGAGAUUUGUCUAGUGAGAAAAUACCAUAAAUACCAAAUUUCCCCUUACAAAUCAUGGUGUAUUUGCAAGUAAAACACUGUUUCUUUGAGAUAACUAAAUACUGUAGGUGGGGUUGGAGAAAGAUAAUAAUAUUAUUGGUUGAUUUUAUUUUGCCCCACCCACUAGUGAAAGGUGUAAAAGGUGAUGUCACUAAAAAAUCAAAUGUGAUUUUAAUUUUAUGUGAUCCUUUUAAUAUGAAGCAGUAGGCCAUUUUAUUUUUAUUUUAAUUUUUUUACUUAUUCUUAAAAAAUGUUUAAUGCUCAUUAAUAAAUUAAUUUAGUUAGUUUAGUUACGAGUGCCCUCGUUAAUGUAUUUGAGCCAAUCAGGUGUGUUAAUUGUCGGAUGGGUUUAAAUUAUCCGGUUAAAAUAUUAAUAUUUAUGAUUUUUUUUUAUUAGUAUAGUUUUUAUCCAUGUUUUUUUGCAAUGUUGAUGCAUUUUAUUGCAAUAUUAUACUGUAAUUUUUGCCAUAUAUUAUAUGUAGCAGAGAAGUAGGUGUGUCCAAACUUUUGGCUUGAUGUCUCAGUGGGUUAUAAGACUUAAUAUGCUAUGUUUUAUUGUACAUCUGCUUUUGUUUUGGGGUUUUUGUAUAUAUUAAGUGUUUUGCUCUGUAUCUGUAAUCAAUACUUUUGUCAUUGUAUGAAUGAUUAUGGACGCAGCAUUUAACGAAUAUGUUUAUUACAAU
Messenger RNA from Astyanax mexicanus (Mexican tetra), 7983 nucleotides. It is a transcript of the gene slc4a5a, whose product is annotated as solute carrier family 4 member 5a. Gene Ontology annotation, biological process: regulation of intracellular pH; transmembrane transport; bicarbonate transport. The transcript has 26 exons. The record is from RefSeq and is a predicted model, not a curated record. Gene Ontology annotation, cellular component: plasma membrane. NCBI's taxonomy places the organism in Eukaryota, Metazoa, Chordata, Actinopteri, Characiformes, Acestrorhamphidae. Gene Ontology annotation, molecular function: solute:inorganic anion antiporter activity; monoatomic anion transmembrane transporter activity; sodium:bicarbonate symporter activity. Bases 196 to 3609 code for a protein of 1137 amino acids.